Molecule: messenger RNA, 732 nt
Organism: Clonostachys rhizophaga
Lineage: Eukaryota; Fungi; Ascomycota; Sordariomycetes; Hypocreales; Bionectriaceae
Source: the annotation of a GenBank genome assembly
AUGCAGUUCGUGAACCUUGCCUCUUCUUAUAAUGCCUAUAUCCUUGCUUCAUCACUCGGAAAGUCUGAUGAGCUAUGCGACCCGGCUGGAGGGUUCAUCGAGGGAUACAAUGCGUGCGUGCGAUGCAUCGCCGACAACAUUGGCGAAUCGCAGACGACUCCGCAGGAUAUUGUUAUGCCUGAAUUCGGCCAGUUCUUGAAUUAUUGCAGCGGUACUAAUCCGACCACCGCUACAACAAGCAGUCCGGCCCACGUCAUCACCAUAUACAUCACCACGAUCCUCAACCCAUCUGGUACAGCCUCGCCGUCACCAACAAGCAUCAACGAGCACCCUUCAAACACUAAUGGGCUAGGCAGCAGCCCAAGUGCAUCCCCCGAAGCAGCGGACUCGGGCCAAGGCUCUAAGACUCACCUCGCUGGCCCCAUCGCCGGCAGCCUCGUCGGCCUAGCCGUUGUUAUAAUCGCCGGGCUACUCUUCUGGCGUCGACGCCGAACUCGGAAGAAGAAUAAUUUGGGCGACGCCGAUGCGGACCCGGAACCCUUUGAAAAGGCCCAACUCCACUCCGACUGCAUUCCAAAACCGCUCUCUGAGACGACCGGAGGGGAAAUCCAUGAGAUGGAAGGCUCGUUUGCUCUCCAUGCCCCGACAGCUGAGAAACCCGCCAACGAGACUCCGGCGCGAGAGCUACCAGCCGAGGAAAUAAGAAGCAGGAAUUCGCCUGGUGGGGUGUGA